This is a messenger RNA of Cylicostephanus goldi, 333 nucleotides long. The record is from the annotation of a GenBank genome assembly. Lineage: Eukaryota; Metazoa; Nematoda; Chromadorea; Rhabditida; Strongylidae.
AUGGCGGAGGAAGAGCAUAGCGGGCUUGGAAGUAUGCCUGGUUCGACUAAUGAACGAAACUCGGGUGCUCAGUCGACUUACGCCCAAAAAUACAGCUCUGUUCGUUUGCGAUCUGCAAGAGAAGUUCAGGUGAGUUCGUUUAUAGUAAUUUUUAUAUAUUCCGAGCAGCUUCAGUUUUGCAGCAGGAGCAUUCAAUACUUUCCUGAGAUUAUCACAACAUCGAAGCGUUUGGUAGAUGGUGCUAAAAUGCUCAAUAUCCCCAUAUUUGUGACUGAGCAGUAUCCAAAAGGGCUCGGUCAUACCGUGCCGGAGUUGGGGCUUGAGGAUGUCAAG